Molecule: messenger RNA, 4914 nt
Organism: Choloepus didactylus (southern two-toed sloth)
Lineage: Eukaryota; Metazoa; Chordata; Mammalia; Pilosa; Megalonychidae
Gene: EIF2AK2
Product: eukaryotic translation initiation factor 2 alpha kinase 2
Exons: 18
Coding region: 234-1910 (558 amino acids)
Biological process (GO): protein phosphorylation
Molecular function (GO): double-stranded RNA binding; ATP binding; protein kinase activity
Source: RefSeq, a predicted model, not a curated record
GUUCUUUGGAUUUUCUGUAACUGGGGAACAGAUUCAAACUAUCUCUGCCCGGAGUACCUUCCAAGCAAUGCGAGCAAAAUCUCAGGAAACACACGGUGUUGUUGGCCUGUUCCUGUUCCGCAAAGGCGAAGUUGGUGAUUGGAAAAAUUUGUUCAGUGAAACUCAGAACCAGGAAAUGGAUGAAAAAUUCAAUGAGUGCUUAGCAGGAACUUGUUUAGGAGCAAAACUGAAGUAUGAUUCAUAUUUCCAGGCUUGAUUCUGGUCAAAUCAGCAGGUUAUUGGAAGCAGAAAUGGCCAAUGGUCUUUCACCAGGUUUCUUCUUAGAAGAACUUAAUACAUAUCGUCAGAAGCACAACAUAGAACUUAGUUAUCAUGAAUUGUUUAAGACAGGACCACCCCAUGACUCAAGAUUUACAUUUCAAGUUAGAAUAGGGGAGCAAGAAUUUCCAGCAGCGGAAGGUAAAUCAAAGAAGGAAGCCAAAAACGCUGCAGCCAAAGUAGCUUUGGAUAUACUCAAUAAAGAAAGCAAGGAGGUUAGUUCUUUAUCACUGCCAACAACAGGCACUUCAGAAGGGGCAUCUAUUGGGAAUUACAUAGGCCUUAUUAAUAGGAUUGCCCAGAAGAAAAACCUGCCCGUAAAUUAUGAACAAUAUGAAGCAAGGGAACCUGGGCCCAAAAGAUUUCAUUGUAAAUGCAAAAUUGGGCAGAAAGGAUUUGGUAGUGCCUCAGGUGCUACUAAACAGGAGGCAAAACAAUUUGCAGCUAAACUUGCAUAUGAUCAGAUAAUUUCAGAAGAAACCUCAGUGAAAGCUGAUAACCUGGUCUCUGAUUCUUUCUCAAAUGUGUCCAGUGAUUCCAGAAGCAACUCUUCAGGAAUAAACACAUCUUCUUCUGAGUUUCUGUCUGAAGAUAACUUCUCAGAAAAUACACCAGAGAGACAGUGUAACAGUGACAAUAUAAGCAAUUUUUCUUCAUCUUCUAUGAACAGUCUCACAAAUAAUCAAAAGAAGGUAAAAAGAAAUUUGGCACCUACAUUUCAUAAUCCUGAGAGAGAAGCAAACAAGUAUACUAAGGAUCACAGGUUUGCCAAGGAUUUUGAAGAAAUAGAACCAAUUGGCACAGGAGGAUUUGGCCAAGUUUUCAAAGCAAAACACAGAAUUGAUGAGAAGACUUAUGUUAUUAAACGUGUUAGAUACGAUAACGAGAAGGUGGAGCGUGAAGUAAAAGCAUUGGCAAAUCUUAAUCAUGUAAAUAUUGUUCACUACCAUAGUUGCUGGGAUGGAAUGGAUUAUGAUCCUGAGAAAAGCAUAAAUAAUUCAAGAUCAAUGAGAAGGUGCCUUUUCAUCCAAAUGGAAUACUGUGAUAAAGGGACGUUGGAGCAAUGGAUUGAAAACAGAAGAGGCAAGAAUUCAGACAAAGAUUUGGCUUUGAAUUUCUUUGAACAAAUAACAACAGGAGUGGCUUAUAUACAUUCAAAACAGUUAAUUCAUAGAGACCUUAAGCCAAGUAACAUAUUUUUGGUGGAUUUUGAAAAAAUAAAGAUUGGAGACUUUGGACUUGUAACAUCCUUGAAAAGUAAUGAAAAGCGGACACGUAAGAGGGGAACUUUGCGAUACAUGAGCCCAGAACAGCUAGCUUCAGAAGAAUAUGGAAAUGAAGUGGACUUAUUUGCUUUGGGGCUAAUUCUCGCUGAACUUCUUCACAAAUGUAUCAGUUUUCAGGAAACACUCAAGAUUUUCGAUGAUCUAAGGAAUGGCAUCUUCCCAGAUGUAUUUGAUAGCCAGGAAAAAGAUCUUCUCCAGAAAUUACUCUCAAAGGAACCCAAGUUACGACCUAAGGCACCUGAAAUACUGAAGACCUUGAAUGAGUGGAAGAUUAGACCAGAGAAAAAGAUGCGAAACACUUGUUAGGGCCCUUCUGAAAAAUUCUGGAAGCCAGAAGCCUGGAAUCAGUUUCACUGGGCUGAAGUCAACAUGUGAGCAGGGCCGUGCUUCCUGUAGUGGAUCUAGGGGACAAUCUGUUUCCUUGCCCUUUCCAACUUUUGGUGGCUGCUGGCAUUUCUUGGCUUGUGGCCCUUCCAUCUUCAAAGACCAGCACAGCAUCUUGCUUUAGUGGUCACAUUGCCUUCUUCUGUGUCGUCACAUCUCCCUCUCAUAAGGAUACUUGUGAUUACAUUUAGGACCCACUUGGAUAAUCCAGGAUAAUUUCCCAACUCAAGAUCCUUAAUUUAAAUCUCAGCUGCAAAGACCAUUUUCCAUAUAAAGUAACUCACAGGUUCCAGGGAUUCAGACCUGAUGUCUUUUCGAGCCAUUAUUCAGUCUACCUUAAGACCUUUGGAGAGUCUUUGCUUGCUCUACUUUUCACUUUUUUGACCACUGUAAGAAAUAACUCGUAACAUUACAAGUCUGUAUUUAUGUCUUUCUUUCUAUCAAUUACUUAUCUAUCUAGAAGUUUAAAAAAUCAAGGUACUCUUUGUGAGGCAUGCUAUUAUUUUCUAUUCUCUUCCACUUUAAUGGGUUGAGACCUGCAAUAGGGCAGUUUCUCAGCAGUGACACUAUUCACAUUUUGGACUGGAUAAUUCUUGUUGCGGGUGGCUGUCUUGUGCAUUGUAGCAUGCUGAGCAGCAUCUCUGGCCUCUAUGCUAAACUGCCGUAGAGCAUUGGUUCUCACAGUGUGGUCUCUGGACCAGAGUCAUCAGCAUCACCUGAGAACUUGUUAGAAAUGUAAAUUCUUGGUUCCUACCCCAGUCCUACUGAAGCAGAAACUCUGGGGGUGGGCCCAAAAAUGUUUUACUAAGCCCUUGAGGUGAUUCUGAUGCACCAUAAAGUUUGUGAAUUAUGUUCUAAGCCAGUGCUUCUCAACUGGGGUGAUUUUGUCUCCCAUGGGAAUUUGGCAAUGUCUAAAGAUAUUUUUUGUUGUCACAACUUGGGGGUGUUGGUGGUAUGCUCUUGAAAUCUACUGGAUGGAGGUCAAGGAUGUUACUAAACACCCCACAGAGCACAGGACAGCUCCCCACAACAAAGAAUUAUCCAGCCUGGAAUGUCAGUAGUGCUGAGGUUGAGAAAUUCUGGUCUAGGAUUGUGUGCAGUUUGGAACUGUAUGUACCCCAGAAAAUCAUGUUCUUAAAGCUAACCCAAUUCCUGUGGGUGUAAACCUAUUGUAAGUAGGACGUUUUGAUGAGGUUACUUCAGUUAAGGCAUGGCCCAGGGUGGGUCUUAAUCCUCUUACUGGAGUCCUUUAUAAAUGGGAUGAACACGGAGAGGGAGAGGGAGAGAGAGUGUGAGAGCACGCGCGCCAUGGAAGCAGAAGUUGAAAUAAUUGAAACCCGGAAGAGAAGGAAGAGACCAGCAGACACUGCCAUGUGGCUUGCCAUGUUGCAGAGGAGCCAAAGGUCACUGGAAGCCAGUCUUCAGGUAGAAGACAUCAUCUAGAUGCCUUGAUUUGGACAUUUUCCUGGACUCUAGUCAUAAGUGAAUAAAUUCCCAUUGCCAAAGCAUUUCAUGAUUUCUGCUUUAAGCAGCCUAGGAUUAAACUAAAACAGAUGGGUUUCAAAAUGUUGAUAAAUCACCUGAAAUAAUAUAUACAUUUUUAUAUGGAAUCUUAACAUUUCAAAGCUGGAUGAGACCUCAGAGAUGAAGGGUAAAUAUGUAAUAGGUAUUUCUGAGUUUUCAUCAGAUUGUUUGGAGCUCUUAAGAACUGUUUACAUAAUAACUCAGCAGAAUAUGGCUUUCUCUCUUCUUUCAGUCUUUCCCCUUAUAUCCACAUAUCAGUUGCCAAAUGUUCUCUUACCCCCUAAAUUAUUUCUUGUAUUUGCCCCUGCCUUUUCAUUAUUGUUGCCUUGAUUCAAUUUCUCUUUAUUGCUGACCCAGAUAACUACAGUGGCCUCUUAAUGCCUCUUGUGGUUUCCAUUCUAUCCCUUACAGUCCUUCCCUACAAUCCUUCCUAUCCACUGCAGUGUUUUCUUAACACAUGUGAUUAUGUUACUUCUUUGCUUAAAACUCUAUAAAGGUUUAGGUUCAAAUGACUCUCCUUGACAUUCCAUGCCUUCUCAAUAUGCCCAGCCUGUCCUGCUAAGUUUACCUCCCACCAUGCAUCCCAUGUUCAGCAUCACCUGCCAAGAUUCCAGGAACACAGGUCUGCUCAGUGCUUUUGCACCCAACGACUCCCUUAUACAGUUUCUACCCAUAAUUAUCUUUCUGAUAAUUAAAUGAAAAAAAAUUAGCUUUAUUAAGAUAUAAUUCCAUCCUACAUUUAAUAUUUAAAGUAAAUAUGUACAUUUUAAAGUGUUCAGUUUCUCAGCCUUUGGCUAAGAUCAAAUGUAAAACUGUUCAGUCAUAUUUAUUAUAUUCAUAGAGUUUUGCAUCCAUCACCACAAUUAAUUUUGUGACAUUUUCACCACCUCAAAAAGAAACCACACACCCAUUAGCAGUCACUCCCUACUUCCCCACAAUCCCUCCAGCCUUAAGCUACUGCUAAUCUACUUUCUGUUUCUAUAGAUUUGCCUAUUCUGGACAUUUCAUAUAAAUGGAAUCAUAUAAUAUAUAGUCUUUUCCACAUAUUUAACAUAAUGCUUUUAAGGUUCAUCCAUGCAAUAGUAUGGAUCAAUACUUCAUUUCCUUUUUAUUGCUGAAUAAUAUUUUACUGUAUGGAUGUAACACAUUUUAUGUAUCCAUCAUCAGUUAAUAGACAUUUGGGUUGUUUCCACCUUUUGGCUAUUAUGAAUAAUGCUGCCAUGAACAUUUACAUAUAAGUUUUGUGUGAACCUAUGUUUUCGUUUCUCUUGGUUAUAUACUGUUCUGGUUUGCUAGAGCUGCUGUUAUACAAAAUACCAGAAAUGGGUUGGCUUUUAUAAAGGGGAUUUAUUAGGUUACAAAUUUACAGUUCUAAGGUCAUAAUAGUGUCCAUAGUAAGGCA